Molecule: messenger RNA, 228 nt
Organism: Echinococcus granulosus
Lineage: Eukaryota; Metazoa; Platyhelminthes; Cestoda; Cyclophyllidea; Taeniidae
Product: Collagen alpha-3(VI) chain
Exons: 2
Coding region: 1-228 (75 amino acids)
Molecular function (GO): serine-type endopeptidase inhibitor activity
Source: RefSeq, a predicted model, not a curated record
AUGGUUGCCGCCUUCGCGCUUUUCCUUCUCGUGGCCAUCAGCUUUUCUGAAGCUCGCAUUGACCCCUGCAAAUUGCCUCUUGAUCCGGGCUUUUGCCGCGCCUACUUCCCCAGGUGGGGUUUCCAUCAGGAGUCAGGAGAGUGUGUUCGCUUCAUCUACGGUGGCUGCGGUGGCAACAAGAAUCAAUUCCACUCGAAGGAGCAAUGUGAGAGCAUGUGCGGUCACUAA